AUGAUUCAUAAUUAUAAUGAUGCAAUUGUAUGGGUUGAUAAGGUUUUGUCUAUUGAUCCUAAACAUUGCAACUCAUUAUAAAUAAAAGGUAGACAGAUCAUAUACUAAUGAAUUAGCUAAUUCUCUAAGAAUGAUUGGGAAAUAUAAUGAUGCAAUUCUAUGGGCUGAAAAAGCUUUGUCUAUUGAUUAAAAGGAUGUCAACACAUUAUAUACAAAAGGUAUAAAAUCACACAUAUGUGCAUUAGCUCAUUCUUUAAGUAUGCUUGGGAAUUACAAUGAGGCAAUUACAUGGGCUGAUAAAGCUUUGUAAAUUAAUUCAAAGGAUGCAAACUCAUUAUCAAUAAAAGGUAUAAAAAUUGUUACUUAAAUGUUUAGCUCAUUCUUUAAGUAUGCUUGGUAAAUAUAAUGAUGCAAUUAUAUGCGCUGAUAAAGUAUUGUCGAUUGAUUUAAAGGAUGCCAAGUUAAUAUAUACGAAAGGCAAAAAAAUAAUACAUAAAUUUAUUAGCUCAUUCUUUAAGUAUGCUUGGGAAUUACAAUGAUGCAAUUAUUUGGGCUGAUAAAGCCUUAUCAAUUAAUUCAAAGGAUAUGAACUCAUUAUAUACAAAAGGUAUAAAAAUCAUAAAAAAAGUAAAAGCUCAUUCUUUAAGAAUGAUUGGGAAAUAUAAUGAUGCCAUUAUAUGGGCUGAAAAAGCCUUGUCUAUUGAUUAAAAGGAUGUCAACACAUUAUAUACAAAAGGUAUAAAAUCACACAUAUGUGCAUUAGCUCAUUCUUUAAGUAUGCUUGGAAAUUACAAUGAGGCAAUUACAUGGGCUGAUAAAGCUUUGUAAAUUAAUUCAAAACAUUUCAAAUCACUACAUACAAAAGGUUAUGCAAAGUUUUCUAAAAUAGGUGAUUCAUUAAGGUGGUUGGGUAAAUAUAACGAAGCUCUUAAGAUUUAUGAAAAAGCAUUAGAUUGUGAUCCAAAUCAUUUCCCAUGUUUAAGUAGUAAAGGUUGAUUUUAUUUUUAUUUAUAUAGGACUAUGUUUACAAUAAUUAGCAAAAUAUUCAGAAGCCAUUAUUUUAUACGAUAAGGCUAUAUAGAUUGAUCCAAAUUAUUAAUGGGUCGUAGAUAGAAAAGGUAUUUCUUCAUUUCUAUAAAUAGUUGAAUGUGAGAAAUAACUUAACAUAUAAAAAUAAAGAUGA
Messenger RNA from Paramecium sonneborni, 1183 nucleotides. The record is from the annotation of a GenBank genome assembly. Lineage: Eukaryota; Ciliophora; Oligohymenophorea; Peniculida; Parameciidae.